AUGUACAAUAUCAUGACAACCAACAUCGCGGAUUCUCUGAAUUCGAUGUUAAACUUGGCUCGUGAGAUGCCAAUAAUGUCUCUGGAUGAGACCAUUAGGUUAACUCUCACAACAUGGUUUCAUGAACGUCGGGAAAAAGCUCUUAAACACAAAACGCUUGUCACACCACGCGUAGCGAAGAUCAUGUUAGAGAGAUACAAUGCUGCAAUGAAACUUGAUGUUUUCCAAGUAGAUCGGUAUAAGUUUGAAGUAAAGGACGAGACUCAGAAGUACAUUGUUCAUCUGCAAAACAAACAGUGCACUUGUCUCGUUUUUGACAUCGACAGAAUCCCCUGUGUCCACGCUAUUGCUGCAGCUAAACGUACAAACAAGGACGAGAACAAGUAUGUGGAUCAGGCUUACUUGAUGGAAACCUGGGCUAAAGCAUAUGCUGAGAGCAUACACCCAUGUGGAGAUUUGAAAAAUUGUGAUUUCCCAGAUACUGUAGUAGUAAGUUCAUGCGCACCACCAACUUGUAAGCAAACCAGUGGGAGACCUCCGACAAAGAGAAAGAGAUCAGUGGGAGAGUUUGGUGUACCCGGUUCAAAAUCCCAAUGA
Eutrema salsugineum is the source of this 597-nucleotide messenger RNA. RefSeq lists its product as uncharacterized. Lineage: Eukaryota; Viridiplantae; Streptophyta; Magnoliopsida; Brassicales; Brassicaceae. Gene Ontology annotation, molecular function: zinc ion binding. The record is from RefSeq and is a predicted model, not a curated record. The transcript has a single exon. The coding region runs from base 1 to 597 and encodes 198 amino acids.